UUACCUCGACUACGAUCACGCUGUUACUUCCUGUAAACAGAAACGUCUCGUCUCGGUGAACUUUCUAGCCAGCGCAAAUAAAAUUAUGAUGUUUUUACUUUGUGGCUCACUGCCUUUAAUUCGGCGCAGUCUAGCAUCGUUUUUUAGGUAACUGGUAGCAUGCAGUUGCAUUUACAGCCCCCAUCGUCGCCAAUGUAUGGGCGCUAACGUUAGCUCGCUAGCAUAGUAACAUAGCAGUGGCUACUCUCGGUGUUUUCUCCGGAAACCAAAAUGCCUACGGAGCACAGGACAAGCUGGAUACUCACGGGCACUACAGUCGCUUGUGUCGCCGCUCUGUAUUUGCCCUGUGUGCAAAGGACUGUGCCCGGAGGAGACUCAGGAGAGCUGAUCACCACUGCUUGUGAGCUGGGGGUGGCCCAUCCUCCCGGAUACCCUCUCUUCACUCUGCUGUCCCGGUUGGCUAUUUGCCUACUACCCUCGCUCUCUCCAGCCCACAGUGUCAACCUCAUGUGUAGCAUCCUGGGUGCUGCAGCUUGCGGCGGUCUCUGCAUUACCGUGUGCAGGUUAGCAGGCCCUGGUCCUGGAGCUGUACUGUCUGGAGGUGUGUUUGCCGUGUCCAGGCUCAGCUGGCAGUGGUCCAUGGUGGCCGAGGUCUUCACCCUGAACAACCUCUUUGUUGGCGUUCUCUUCUUCUUGACCGCCAGCUUCCACCGCGCUGAAAACGCCACACAGAGGAGGAAGAUUGCACAUUUGGGAGCGUUAUGCUGUGGCUUGGGGCUCUGUAACCAACACACCCUGGUGCUGUAUGUGUUGGUCAUCGUACCCUGGGUCCUUUACCGGCUCUACUCUCAAAAUGAGCUGUCUUUUCAAGGCCUUGUGUCUCUCGGACUGUGUUUCCUCGCUGGCUUUCUGCCGUACAUCUACCUGCCCAUCUCAUCCUACCUCAACAUAGCCCGCUGGAGCUGGGGGGACCAGACCACCCUGUCAGGUCUGCUGAUCCACCUGCUGAGGGCCGAAUAUGGCACAUUCAGUCUAGCAAAGGCAGAAAACGCAGUGAACUUGACCACAAUGCUACAGGCCCAGCUGGACCACUGCCUCGCAGAUCUUUCGCCGCCUGUUUUGGUGCUUGCAGGAAUAGGCUUUCUCCUCUCCUUGCGGGACAGCACAUGUCGUUCGGUGUCUUGGCUGUUGGUGGCCAUGAUGGUGGUCUACUCACUGUUCUUUGCUUGGAGAGCCAACCUGGACAUUAGCAGACCCCUGCUGCUUGGAGUGGUUGAGCGUUUCUGGCUCCAGAGCGAUGCUGCAGUGUGUGUGCUGGCAGGCCUCGGCCUGAGUCGCACUCACACCGAGCUGGAGAGGAGGCUGGGCCGCGGGGGGCUGUGGAAGACCACAGGCUGGGUCCUCACUGCAGCACUGCUGGCACAUAUGGUGCAAACCAAUCACAGGGAGUGCGAUCAGAGCAGCAACAGUGUGGUGGAGAGGUUCGGGAGGGAGAUUCUGGCCUCCGUCCCAGCGGACUCGAUCAUCCUGACCAGAGGAGACCUUCCUGGAAACUCUAUGCGUUACUUACACUACUGCCAGGGCGUCAGGCCUGAUGUCCGCCUGGUUGACCAGGAGAUGAUGACAUACUCUUGGUAUGUGGCCAAGCUGGCACAGCACCACCCUGGGGUCCACUUCCCCGGCCGCUUGUGGGACCCGGCCCACCCCGAGGAGAAAGACACCUUCACUCUCGAGGAGUUUCUGUCCCACAACACACAGAGGGACGUGUUUGCCUGUAUUGGCCUCUCUGAUGGAGACCCAAGCUGGGAGCGUAGUUUCUCUAGGUUGCCCCUGGGUGUCUGUGACUACCUGAUUCCUGUUCAGAAGCAGUUUCGCCCUGAAAAGUGGGUUGAUCGCACUCGCAACAUCUACAACUGGACGGAGCCACACGACAGUUUCCAUCCCGCAUCCUGGGAGCAUGUCGCUAAUGAGGAGAUGUGGCAAGCCAGGAUGAAGACGGCUUUCUUUCUGUUUGACCUGGCAGAAAGGAUGCAGGGAGAGGGGACAGCGCGCCUCUUUGAGCUGUCUUACAUUCUGUAUAAGGAGAUUGUCGGGGCUCACGCGGACUACCCUCCGAACUGGGACAAGAACCUGGCGCUGGCUUGCGAGAGGCUGCUCCGCUCAGGUCAUCCAGGCUACAGUCCAGACAGCCUGCUGACCUGCAGCGCCCAGCACUUUAGUCUCUACUUAAAGAAGGAACCCACUGAUCCCCAGGAGCCCGCCAUACGAUCAGCCAUCACUCACUUGCUCAAAGAGAGGAACAGCCUGCGCCAGAGCCAGAGGCCGACGCCGUGAGAAGGUCCAGAGAGAAGUGGCGCAGUGAGAAUGUGCCCAAGGUGCAGCUGAGGUGCAAGGCCCCCGAGAAUGAAGCCUGAGCCGACGUCACUCUUCUCAUGGAGAUUUGGACUCACGUGUGUUUAGUUUGGCUAAAAAACUUAACAAGAACAUGAAUCAGAACAGAACUCUGUGCAAACAAGGGACCACCACGCAGACAUGCAUCGGUGAAUGUUUACAGUUGACCAGGGGGCGGAGCACGACUUCAGGAAGUAUUGACUGACCUCAAUCAGCCUCUUAAACUCUCCCAUUCAAUUGCUUUAUCGUUACAUCUCCUCCUUUUUUCUUCCUCCUAUUCUGCUCUGGGAGCUUUUAAUGCGCUGAUUAUUUUGCGUCAGCCUCUGCUCCAGUUCUCUUUUCUCACAUUAGAAUGGCAGGGCCGAGAUUGAGGGAAACCCAAUUUGGGGGCAGAAAUGGAGGAUUAGAACGGCCGCUUAAUCUAGGGCAGACUUACGCCGUGCCACGCAGUCCUCACUCCACACACCCACCCACCCACGCCUCUAUCCUCCCAUCAGUCUAUCUUAGAGGGUCCUUUAAAUGUUUCAAACUAAUGGAUUCGAUGAGUGUUUUUUUUUCUCUCUCUUCCUUCCUAACAGGAGAGCCGUAAUCCCUUGUGGAUUUAAAUGAAAUGUGAAAUGUCACAAUGCCAGGGACCCUUUUAGAGGUGCGUGUUGUGUUUGUAUGUGUGUGAACACGCUUAAAUCUCCACUCGAACCCUUUUUUUUUUUUUUUUUUUUUUUGCCAACAUCGCACAUAACCAUAUUCGAUAAACCAAUCGGGACACUGAAAAGCAAAACGUUUUGAUCACUAGAGAAGCACAGAAGAAGUCGUACAAACUCCAGGGACGCGCAGGACUGUCCACACCCAAGGAAAUUACCAUUUGGCUCCGAGAAAGGGUUGUAAACAAACUAGAAUGGACCAAAGUUUCUCGAAUAUCACCCGUGCGUCUUUGAAUAUCUUUGACCUGUUCUCAGGAUCCCACACAUCACACUGUUUUUCUAAAUGUUAUUGUCAAUGUUAAUGAGCCUUGUGCCGUGAAAUUUGUUGCGCAAAGGUCAAACCGGCUGAUUGCCAUGAGCUUUAUAAAACACCGCUGGAGGAGCCGGCUGGUGGUGAUACCACUCGAGAGUGAAGGACAGUUAAGUGUACGUGUAGUUUUCUCGGAAAGUAAUCUGUCCUCUCGGUUCGCAGGCCUGGUCAGCGGCUGUCAGCUGGCCGGAUGAUGAGCUCCGACGUACUGUGGCACACAUGGUUUGGGUUCUCGUGAAGAAAGAAAUAGACUGUCACCAAACUUUCUACAAAUUAAAAUAUUUCAAUAAAGAUUACAUUUUUUGUCCGAAAA
Mugil cephalus (flathead mullet) is the source of this 3715-nucleotide messenger RNA. RefSeq names its product transmembrane protein 260 (gene tmem260). The transcript has 16 exons. Bases 271 to 2334 code for a protein of 687 amino acids. Lineage: Eukaryota; Metazoa; Chordata; Actinopteri; Mugiliformes; Mugilidae. The record is from RefSeq and is a predicted model, not a curated record.